Spea bombifrons (plains spadefoot toad) is the source of this 1675-nucleotide messenger RNA. RefSeq names its product SAM pointed domain containing ETS transcription factor (gene SPDEF). The transcript has 6 exons. Gene Ontology annotation, molecular function: sequence-specific DNA binding; DNA-binding transcription factor activity, RNA polymerase II-specific. Bases 495 to 1445 code for a protein of 316 amino acids. Gene Ontology annotation, cellular component: nucleus. The record is from RefSeq and is a predicted model, not a curated record. NCBI's taxonomy places the organism in Eukaryota, Metazoa, Chordata, Amphibia, Anura, Pelobatidae. Gene Ontology annotation, biological process: regulation of transcription by RNA polymerase II; cell differentiation.
GCUAUAUAAACUGAGAAGAUUCCACAGAGAAGAAAGGGAGGGAGGGUGAAAAGUAAGAAAACAGAAGGAGAAGAAUGAGAUUGGAGACAACAAUAAUUUUUUAAAAAGUAGAAAAUAGCACAUUUAAAAGACAAUAUAAAUAGAAGUGAGAUGAGAAAGUGAAAAGGAGAGAUAGAACGACAGAAAGAAGAAGAAAGAAGAAACGUUAAAUGUAGUGAAAGAUUUCUAAAUAAGUCAGGAUAAAGGGAGGAAGAAAAUAUAUAAGACAUCCCUCACACCAAGGACACGUGUCUUUAGGAUUUAAAGCAUCGUCAGCGAGAGACAGAGGGAGGAGAGGUCUUAAAGGAAAAGGAGGUGGUAGUGAGAAGGGAAAAGGGAAGGGUGAAAGUAAAUAGAAGUAAGAAAGAGUUGUCACACAGCUGAUACCGAUGCCAGGGUGACAGUCUGCAGGUGACGCUUUUCAGACAGAUUUGAAUUCCCUGCAUUCUGAAGGAAUGGGGAGCAGUGGUGCAAACCUUCCAAGCAGUACUCAAAACUGCCUAGAACUACAGGAUUCUACUCUCACCAGCCUGGACAAACCUCCAGAAGAGGGAGUACCUGGCUAUUACUUGCCAUUCUGUGACAUGUUGUAUGGAAAUGAAGGAGGCAACUGGGUGACCAAAGGGUUAAUACCAAGUGGACACAGAGUGGAAGGGCAGAAGGAGCCUGAGCAAUGUCCUGUUAUAGACAGCCAGGGACUACAUCACGAAUUAGAGUACCAGACCUCCUUACAUCUUGAAGAUCAUUCCCUGGAGCAAAUGCAGACCAUGGUAGUUGGGGAGGUGCUAAAAGAUAUUGAGACUGCAUGUAAACUCCUCAACAUAUCUGCAGAUCCCAUGGAGUGGACCAUAAAUAAUGUUCAGAAAUGGAUUCUUUGGACCGAACAUCAGUAUCGCCUCCCACAGGUGGGACGGAGCUUCCAGGAACUGACUGGAAGGGACCUGUGCGUUCUAAGUGAAGACAGCUUUAGAGACCGAUCACCGUUAUGUGGGGAUGUUUUGUAUGCCCACUUGGAUAUCUGGAAAUCAGCUGCCUGGAUGAAAGAGAAGACAGGACAAGGUGACCUAAGAUAUUGUGGUGGCAAUGGAGUGAGAGAGUGUUGGGCAGACACUGAAGUGGAUUCCUCUAGUUCAGGGCAGCCAAUCCACCUGUGGCAGUUCCUGAAAGAACUGUUGUUGAAACCACACAGUUAUGGACGUUCCAUCCGAUGGCUGAACAAAGAAAAAGGCAUUUUCAAGAUUGAAGAUUCUGCUCAGGUUGCACGCCUCUGGGGAAUCAGAAAAAACCGUCCAGCAAUGAAUUAUGAUAAGUUGAGCCGUUCUAUCCGCCAGUACUACAAAAAGGGGAUCAUCCGCAAGCCAGAUGUAUCCCAGCGCCUUGUCUACCAAUUUGUGCACCCGCUUUGAGGUGCACAUUUAUGAAAAGACUAACUGGAAUUGGCUACAAAAAAGCUAAAUGCCUAGGUGCAUUGCACUAUGCUGCAGAGUAGCUUUAGAGGACAUUUUUUCCAGCAGAGCCAUGUUUUUUUCUUCUUCUUCUAUAAUACAGGUUAACAAACUGCCACCCUAAAUUUACCAAGAUCAACUGAGCAUCCAAUCCCAAUAAACUGACAAAUAUCAUACCUUUAGAAAUGUAA